CGAGGAGUGCAGCAGCGGUUCUCCCCGCCCUCCUCCUCUCCUCCGGUCCAACCUCUCUGCCAGGGAGCCCCGGCGACAGACCGCCAUCCAGCCGCCAUCCACCGUGGUCACCUCCUCCUCCAUCAGAGUCGCGGCCUCUUCUCUUCCACCUGCGUGGGUUGCUCCACGGGCCGGCCAGGGAGUUCUGAUUUUUUUAUUGCCGGGUUGGAGGACUCAUUUUAAUCUUUCUACUCCUGCUUCUAUUCAAGUCAAAUGGAGAAAAUGGCCAGACCUCUUCCCUUAAACCCAACUUUCCUGCCGCCGACUCACGGCGUCCUGAAGUCCCUGCUGGAAAACCCGCUGAAGCUGCCGUUUCACCACGAUGAAGGGUUUGGGAAGGAGAAGGAGAAGAAGCUGGACGAUGAGAGCAGCGCAGCCAGCCACCCACAGUCUGCUUUCCUCGGUCCGACUCUGUGGGACAAGACCCUGCCGUACGACGGCGACAACUUCCAGCUUGAAUACAUGGACCUGGAGGAGUUCCUGUCAGAAAACGGCAUCCCGGCCAACACGGCUCAGAGCGAGCAGGCCGCGCAGGCGGCACAACCAUCGCAGGUCCCCCUGCUGCAGGCCCCACCGCCCGCGUCGCCCACCCCCUCGGUGGUGGACCUCAGCAGCCGCGCCACCACGUCGGUCCACACGGCCAUGCCGCCACAGACCUGCCUGCGCAGCCCCAGCACCGCAAGUAGGAAGCACAUGCAGCCUGAUGUGCACGCACCGCCUUCAGCCAGAGACACUCCCAGUCCCAUCGAUCCGGAAUCCAUUCAGGUUCCGGUGACCUACGAGCCCGACCCUGCUGACUUGGCCCUGUCCAGCGUUCCCGGUCAGGAGAUGUUCGACCCCAGGAAGCGCAAGUUCUCUGCCGAGGAGCUGAAGCCACAGCCAAUGAUCAAGAAAGCUCGGAAGGUCUUCAUUCCUGAGGACCUGAAGGACGAUAAGUACUGGGCCCGGCGCAGAAAGAACAACGUGGCGGCCAAGCGCUCGCGGGACGCCCGGCGCCUGAAGGAGAACCAGAUCGCCAUCCGGGCCGGCUUUCUGGAGAAGGAGAACGCCGCUCUCCGGGUUGAGGUGGCAGACUUGAGGAAAGAGUUGGGCUGCUGCAAGAACAUUGUGGCUAAAUAUGAGGCGCGACACGGGCCCCUGUAACACCCCCCACAUAUCCCCGGCCCGUGAACCCCUUCAAGCAGAUAACCACUCUGCUCCCAGAACCUCCACCACCCUUCCAGUUUGAAAGACAAUGCGUCUCCUCCUUCUCCAACACACACCUGUAUGAUUAUGGUAUUUUAUCCUAAGCUUCAUCUCAUCUGCUCCUCUGGUUUCUGUACUCACUGUCUGACUAAAUAUACACAGAUGAAUAUAUAUAUUUACACGUGCAUCCCCCUAGACGCCAUAUUGUUUGUUCACUUUCAUACCGGUUUUUAUACAUAAGAUCAGGACUGAAAACCUUCAGUCUGAUGUGUCCUCUCACCUGCUUCACGUUUCUACCCUUUAUAGGACUCCUGAAGCCUCUUUAAUGCCGUAUUUUGACGUUUUGAUAGGACUUAAAUGUUUCUCCUGUGCAGUCUAGGAAUUUUUUUCCUUUGUUUAAUCUUAUGUUAUUUUUUCAUGAGCAAUAAUUUUAAACAUGUCUCCCUCCCAUUCAUUAACUUCUGCACUAACAAGCAUCACACAAUCGGAUCUGGUGCAACAUUUCCACUCACUUAAAGGAAAUUCCUCAUAUUUAUCUCCCUUUUAGUUCUCAGAUGGAAGAUUGUUGUUUUUAUAUCUAUAAAUAAAUAUAUAUAUUCUGUUAAUAUAAUUGUUAGUAUCAUUAUUACUCCUAUAGCUGUCAUUUAGCCUCCUUGUUUUCGGCUUAAAGCAUGAUUUAUCUCACAGAAGCUGUUUGAAUUAUUGUUUUCUUUCUAAUUGGAGUAGUUGUUGAUAAUUCUUUGGCAUGAUUAGUCCAAGUGUUUUUAUUUUAGGAACUGAUGCAGAUGUCUGUCUGUAGUGUCUCUGUGUUUGCCUUCUUUUCAAAGAUGGAUGUUUGAAUGUAGAAGAGAAAAAAGGUUGGAUGGUGUUGUCCAAUACUGUGGUUAACCCAAUCAGUUUGCUUCCUGCAGACCAAAACAUUAUAUUGUAUAUAGGCACAGGUCCAGAGAAUUAUUAAAAAGGCGUGUUUAGUAAAAUAAAUAAAUAUAGAGGUAUUUUGAUAUUUUAUUUGCAGGAAUGGGAAGGAAACUCAGCAGAACCCCAAAUUUUGUGGGCAUUAUUGUAAUCAUCAUCAACUUUAUUAUGAUCUCAACACUCCUUCUUAUGUUGAUGCCACUUUCAGGCCUCAUGUUCACCAAUGUUCACCAAACUCAAAAGGAAAAAGGCACGCAGCCCGAAACCUAAUGGCUCUGCUUUAUUUCAGCGUUUUAUUUCACCCUUUUAUUGUUUUUUGUGCAGCUUCUUUUCUGAUUGGAUGGGAUGACGUUACUAUGACGGAAGGGAAAUCUAUAGGUGGAUCUUGCUGCUGCUCUGUGAUUUUUAAAAAAUUUUUUAUGCCCAUGGAGUUGUAGCGUGUCCCUGAACCCGAGUGAUGAACACUGGAAGACUUGUUGUUGUUGCUGUUUUAUUAAUAAGCUUACAUUGGAGUCCCUUCAUGUUAACCGGGCUUAUGAGUCAAGUUGUAAGCAGCCGAACUGUCUAUUCUUCAGUCUAACAGGAGAAAGGUUGCGAUUUAUGUUUCACAACGCUGAUUAGGAUGUUUUCAGGUUAAGUAUAGAAGUCCGGAGGUGCCAAAAUUAUUGCAUGUUUCUGCAUAUACAUGAAAAUCAAAAUUUUUCAAAUCUCUGCAAUUUGCUUUAACUGUCCUGCAAUCCAUCCUGACCCGUUUUAGACAAAUUCCUUUUGAACGUCUGUAGUCUCAGUGCAGCUCAGGGGGUGUAUGUAUGCCACUAAUGCCGGUUGAUUCAUAUUCUGCACAUACCAAAGAUUGUAGUGGAAGCAUUUUCUUGCCAUCUAGUGGUCAGGGUUAUGCCCAGUUACUGUCACAAAUCUGCAACUUAAUACAAGAUUUUAUAUAUUGAUAAAUAAACCAGCUCUGCUUAAUUUAACAUCUGGUUGAUUGGUUGACGUUUUUUUUAUAUUUGGCAUGUCUGGACUUCCAUAUUUGCCUCCUGAUCUAGGGUCUGCGGUAUCUUUAAUAUAUUGUUCUUUUAAAGGUUGGUAACAACAUCCUGAAAACUCAUAUUCUAGUCUGAGACUUAGGAAUGUUGAUCCAAUCCAAAGGUGUGUGGGAUAAUAAAUGAUAAUUUUUUUAACCCAGAGUUAUCAGCUGUCACUGAUGCGCUUUAGAGGCUGCUUUCCGUCAGCACAGAUACACUCGAGUAGACCAAAAAAAAGCCUCAAACCUCCAGAGCAUCGUUUUAUUUCUUAUAACUACACAGGAAAAAGCCAAUAAUGAAUCCAUAUCUCAAACUUACUUCACUUGUGGAGUGAUCUCACUACCUCACCUGGAAAUAUGAACCAUAAUUGUGAGUCUGUUCCAGUGCCUUUAAUUGACUGACUGUUUCCUGGUCUCUCAGCAGUGUAGACUUGUUAUCCCAGCACCACCCUGAUGACUUCAAAACUGCACCGAAGGGCUUCUUGGUGCAUUCAAACCUCUAUAUUUACAGAUACUCGUUAUUUUGGACUUGCAGCAGAUUUGUAACCAUUGUAUUCAAGGCAACACCAACAGACUGUUUCAGAGUGUAUUUAACGUGCAGCAUUAAGGAGUAUUACAUCAUUUAUUUGUGCUGUUCAGCUGUCAGCCUCUCUGUCUGUAAUUUCUAGUGUCUAAUAAAAAUCCUUGUUCUUU
Messenger RNA from Girardinichthys multiradiatus, 3856 nucleotides. RefSeq names its product hepatic leukemia factor-like. Bases 253 to 1182 code for a protein of 309 amino acids. NCBI's taxonomy places the organism in Eukaryota, Metazoa, Chordata, Actinopteri, Cyprinodontiformes, Goodeidae. Gene Ontology annotation, biological process: regulation of transcription by RNA polymerase II. The transcript has 4 exons. The record is from RefSeq and is a predicted model, not a curated record. Gene Ontology annotation, cellular component: nucleus. Gene Ontology annotation, molecular function: DNA-binding transcription factor activity, RNA polymerase II-specific; RNA polymerase II cis-regulatory region sequence-specific DNA binding.